Molecule: messenger RNA, 2488 nt
Organism: Carassius auratus (goldfish)
Lineage: Eukaryota; Metazoa; Chordata; Actinopteri; Cypriniformes; Cyprinidae
Product: extracellular calcium-sensing receptor-like
Exons: 6
Coding region: 1-2487 (828 amino acids)
Biological process (GO): G protein-coupled receptor signaling pathway
Cellular component (GO): plasma membrane
Molecular function (GO): G protein-coupled receptor activity
Source: RefSeq, a predicted model, not a curated record
AUGUACAAGGAUGGAGAUUUUAUACUUGGAGGCCUGUUUCAUGUUCACUUUUUCACAGUGUUCCCAGAUCUAAGCUUCAGAAUGGAACCAGAACGACCAUACUGUGAAAAAUUUAAUAUGGAAGGUUUCCAGCAUGCACAGACCAUGGCUUUUGCAAUAGACGAGAUUAAUAAGAAUCCCAGCCUACUGCCUAACAUCACUCUUGGAUACCAUCUUUAUGACAACUGUGUGAUGCUAGCAAUGGCAUUCCGGGCUGCCAUGUUCCUAAGUAGUGGAACAGAGGAGUCCUUCCAUGAUCUCAACUGUACUGGCCCUCCUCCGGUGGUUGGAAUCGUGGGGGAUGCAAGUUCAACUCCUUCCAUUGCGAUUUCCAGUGUUCUCGGGCUGUUCCGAGUACCUAUAGUCAGUCACUAUGCCACCUGCUCCUGUCUGAGUGACAGGAAAAAGUACCCCUCUUUCUUCAGAACGAUCCCCAGUGAUGCCUUCCAGGUGCGAGCUAUGGUUCAGAUCUUAAGGCAUUUUGAAUGGACCUGGGUUGGUCUCCUCUACAGUGAUGACGACUACGGCAUCUAUGCUGCUCAGUUGUUCCAGCAAGAAAUGCAGCUGUUUGGACAUUGUGUUGCCUUUUCUGAACUCCUACCCAAUGAUCACAACCCUAGAGAUAUUCAGCGUAUAACAGGAUUGAUUCAGGCCUCUACAGCGAGAGUGAUGGUUGUUUUUGCCCUUUCAUCCUAUCUGCUGCCUUUGAUGGAUGAGGUGGUGUUGCAGAACAUAACAGGCAGGCAGUGGAUUGCAAGUGAAGCUUGGGCCACUUCUCUUGAAUACCACACUCCACGUUUCCUGUCAUUCCUGGGGGGCACACUGGGCAUUGCUAUUAGGCGUGGAGAAAUUCAGGGGCUUCAUGACUUCUUGCUACAUCUUUAUCCCAGCAAUGAUCCACGAAAUAACAUGUUGAGAAUCUUCUGGGAGAACAUGUUUGGGUGCAGUUUUGAAACUGGGGAUAGAAAGUCAGAUGGAGAGCAUUUGAAAAAGGUGUGUACAGGAAAGGAGGAUCUGAACAAGACACACACAACAUACACUGAUGUUUCUGGGUUGAGGGCAUCUUACAAUGUCUAUAAGGCAGUUUAUGCCCUGGCACAUGCACUUCAUGACCUGAUGCAAUGUGAGGAGGGACGAGGACCAUUUAGUGGGAACAAAUGUGCGGACGUAAUUAACCUGAAACCUUGGCAGUUGAUUCACUACCUACAGAAAGUCAACUUCACCACAGGCUUUGGGGAUAAUGUGUCAUUUGAUAAGAAUGGAGAUGCUCUGGCCAUCUAUGAUGUGCUGAACUGGCAGCCAAGCUCUGAUGGGUCAAUAGCAGUCCACAAUGUAGGUGUUGUAAAUGAAGGAGUGGCAACAGGGAUGGUCCUCACACUGAAUGAGGAUGCAAUAUACUGGAACUUUGAGACAAAAAAGUCAGUAUGCAGUGAGAGCUGCCCCCCAGGCACCAGACGAGCCAGAAGGAAGGGCCUUCCUGUCUGCUGUUUUGACUGCCUGCCAUGCAGAGAUGGAGAAAUUUCUAAUACUACAGAUGCUAUUGAGUGCACAGUGUGUCCAGAAGACUUCUGGUCAAGUACAGAUAAGGACCAAUGUGUCCCCAAAGAAGUAGAAUUUUUAUCCUAUGAGGAACCUCUCGGAAUCUCACUGACAAGUGCCUCCCUGCUUGGCGCCUGCUUCUGUGCCCUUGUGAUGGUCAUUUUUGCUUUUCAUCGUAACACCCCCAUAGUACGGGCCAACAAUUCAGAGCUCAGCUUCCUGCUGUUGUUGUCACUCAAACUGUGUUUCCUGUGUGUGCUGCUGUUCAUUGGACGGCCAGAAUUGUGGACAUGUCAGUUAAGACAUGUUGUAUUUGGCAUAAGCUUUGUCCUGUGUGUCUCCAGCAUCCUGGUCAAGACUAUGGUGGUUAUAGCCGUGUUCAAGUCAUCUCGGCCAGAGGGCAAAGGCGCUAUGAAAUGGUUUGGAGCAGCUCAACAAAGAUGCACAGUUUUGGUUCUAACAGCCCUCCAGGUUGUGAUAUGUGCAGUCUGGUUAUCAACUGCCUCUCCAACACCCCAUAAAAACAACCAGUAUACUCGCUCUAAAAUAGUUUAUGAAUGUGCUAUAGGCUCAGUGGCUGGUUUUUCUAUGCUGCUGGGAUACAUUGGACUAUUGGCUGCAAUAAGCUUUUUGUUAGCCUUCCUGGCAAGAAAUCUACCAGAUAAUUUUAAUGAAGCAAAGUUUAUCACUUUUAGUAUGUUGAUCUUCUGUGCUGUGUGGAUUGCAUUUGUUCCAGCAUAUGUGAGCUCACCAGGAAAAUAUGCAGUGGCUGUGGAGAUAUUUGCCAUUUUAGCUUCUAGUUUUGGAUUACUGGUGGCCAUAUUUGCCCCUAAGUGCUACAUCAUCCUUUUACAUCCAGAGAGAAACACUAAAAAUGCAAUAAUGGGAAGAGAGACACAAAAGAAAUAGU